Astyanax mexicanus (Mexican tetra) is the source of this 2766-nucleotide messenger RNA. RefSeq names its product GTPase IMAP family member 4. The coding region runs from base 237 to 1280 and encodes 347 amino acids. NCBI's taxonomy places the organism in Eukaryota, Metazoa, Chordata, Actinopteri, Characiformes, Acestrorhamphidae. The record is from RefSeq and is a predicted model, not a curated record. The transcript is spliced from 4 exons. Gene Ontology annotation, molecular function: GTP binding.
UUCUGCUUUCGCUUUCGUGUUUAUAAGAUUUCGCAGAGCAGUGAGCCACAAACUGGGCCUUUAUUUCAGCUGUAGUGUUGCUUAUUCAGAGUUUCGCGUUAGUCGCGUUAGUAGUUCUAGAUACUGCGGAAUUAAGCUGGUGGUGAGAAGCCGGUGUGUGAUCUGACUGAGGGGAUCAUUAGAGAGACAGCAGCUGGAGGAAAAUGAUAAUUAAUUAAGAAGGCUUUUUAACAAAGAUGGCGUCUAACGAAGGCCACCCAACAACAAAGAGGCGCAGGAAAAGCAUUGAGUUGCCUCCUACAGUGAGUUUUGAAGACACGUCAUUGAGAAUCGUUGUAACGGGACACUCUGGUCUUCAUCAGUACUCUCUCACAGAGUCAAUCCUGCAGAAAGCCAUCUUUACUGGCGCUGAUCCAGACACUACGCUAACUACGAAAACGCCAGGAAAAGCCCUGGAGAGAGACGUGGUUCUCGUCAACACCCCAAAUCUGAACAAUCACAGCUUAUCGCAUGAUGCUCUUAAAAAAGAGUUUAGGAAAUCUGUGUGUUUCUCCAGCCCAGGCCCACAUGCCUUCCUCUUUAUUUUACAUCCCUCAGACAUCCCGUCUAAUGCCUGUGAAAUUUUCCAACCUGUGGUCCAGCACUUUGGAGAAAGUGUUUUGAACCACACGGUGGUUGUUUUACACCACAAUGGGGAGGUGCCGGAUAACAAGAUUAAGACUGAGGGCCUCAAGGAGCUUCUGAAGAAGUGUAAUCAGAACUACUUCAUCUUUAAUAGUGGGAAGAACAGGGAAGGGGGUAUCGUGACAAGACAGCUGUUCGACAAGAUUGAUGAGAUGUUUUCACAGCAUGGGCUUUAUUCCAAUCAGGAAUUUAAAGAAGCUGAAAAAAGAAUCCAGAAGGAGGAAAAAUAUAUAGAAAAAGAGAGAGGGAAAGAGAUUAGGAGAAUGCUGGAGGAACUGAAGAAGAAUCAUUCUGGAGAAGAUCUGGAGAGAGAAGUGAAGCUUUAUCAGGAAAAGAUUCACUCUGAGAACCGGGAGAAGGCGGAGAAACGUAUUGCAGAGAGGCUCGGCUUCACUCUUCGCCUCGUCGAUUAUAUCUCAGCAAUAGGAAAGGGAGCGUUAGUAGGUGCAGCGUUAGGUUUAGCCAUGGGGAUGGAGGGUGCUGUAAUAGGAGCCAGUGUUGGUGCAGCUCUUGGUGCUAUACUGGGAGGAGCUGUGGGAAGAGGGUGGAACUAUUUUACUGGUGUUUUUGGAGAUGCCCAUAGAGAUUAUACUUAAAGAUCACCUUUAAAUGAGCAUUUCUGAAGCGUACUGGGCAUCUCUUUUGGUCCAUUUAAAACCAGCAAUUAAGUAAAGACAAGAUAGGGAAUGAAAGUGGGCAUCAACCAAGUAAUCAUGCAUUUCACCAGGACACACUAUGAACAGAUUUUACGUGUCCCUGUCGUGCAAAACUACUCCAAACAUGUAAAUCUGGCAGUUUUCCUUUUUCUUGGAACACCAAUUACCCUACCCAGUCAUUAGGACCCUCUCUACUGCUAGUAAUCCCCCCAACACUAGGAGAGAGGUACACUAGCAUGUGUCCUCUGAUACAUGCAAGGCCAGCCAGCAUCUCUUUUCAAACUGCCACUGUCAGUAAUGGAGGAAAGCGCAGCACCACAGCUCUGAUACACCAGCUAACAGACGCCUGUGCUGACCGACAUCACAUUGAUUGGAUUGAGAGCAAGGCCAAUUUUCUGUCUCAGACUCUGGCUGCUGAUGGCAACAGCAUGACAAGAAAUUUGAACCAGAGAUGAUCCUGAGUGGACCUUUAUUCCCUGGUCCACUCAGAGCCUCCUUAAAGCCCCAUUAGGUAGGAUUUCCUUGAUUUUUUAUCUUUUUAAAGAAGUAAAAACUCACUGCAGCGCUGCAUUGAGGUGUAAUAGGAGGAAUAGCGGUGCUCUCGUGUCUGUGCCGGAGCUCCUGAAUGAACAAAUAAAAAUUCUGUAUAUAUAUUUUUUACGUUGUAAUUAUUGAAUUAAAUAUUUAGUUUUAAUUAGGUCUCUAGCUUAAUUUUAAGUAAAUCUAUAGUUGAUACCUUAUGUUGUUACAUUGUCUUAAUAGCCUGUAUGUUAAGAAGUAUUUAAAAUUAAGGAAUUUAAUUGCAGUUUUGGAUUGAUCUUUUUUUUUUAUUGUAACACCAAGGGUUUUCAACACAUUAGCAAUAGAGUUGCACUAAUUAUCAUUACACUCCUUUUUUUGUCCACAGUGAUGUGUGUGUCCAGAGUUUCUUUACCUCCAGUUCCUUAUUAAGUAAACUGGCAUCGGGUCAGUUUUCCCUAUUUUGUUUGUUGUUAUUUUGUUUUACGUUAGUCUGUGAUACCGAACUGUGAAUACUAACACUAAACACAGUUCUGGUAUUGUGGUAUUUUUAUCAUGCUGUUAAUUUGCUGAUAUGUAGAUUUGAGAAAAAUAUACAAUGAGAAUAUGUAUUUUAAUGAGAGAGCAGAAUACACAAAAGUGGUGCUGUACAUAAAAAUAAAUUAAAUAAAUAUUAUAUAAUAAACCUUUGUGUUUUUCAUGUGUUUGUAUUGUAAUAAAUAAGCAAUCAAACAUUUGCUUCUGUAACUUUCAUUACUGUGAAAAAGACUUUCUUAAAUAUCUCAAAAAUGUCAACUUUUUAGGAGAUGGAGCAAGUUCUGCUUUGCUUUCAAUGGAAGCCAGUGUGAAAAGAUUUUAUCAUGAAAGAUUAUUUAUCAUGAAAGCUGGAUAAUGUGUAAAAUGUCAC